UGUAACUAACCUAACCCAGCCUAAUGUAAUUUAACUCAACCUAUUCAUUCAUAGUUUACAGUGCAAUUAUAAGAAUUUUUGAAAAAUUCUGUAGGAUCAAUAAGGUGCCUUCUUCAGUCACCAUUGCGUGUACCGGCUAUGUACGGCAUUGGCAGCACGCUGUGACGUCAGCUGACGCAUGCGCAUAAAGCUCUUGCGUGAGAUAAAAUCUCACGACUGCCCAACACUUCGUCAUACUGAUGCGCUGUUGUGAGAUUUUUUUAUCAGUAAGAGUUUAUGUGCGCAUAUAUAAGCGAUGCACAGGUAGAAAAACACGUGCUGUUAUGACCGAUACAGUGCAAUAUUAGAUGUGUGCAAGAGGUAUACAUGUUUCCGAAAUGCAAUCAUGAUUUAGUAUUUUAAAUGUGUAAAAACACAAAAUAUGUUCAUAUGUUUUUAUUUGUGUACAUACAAUGUUUUGGAAUACUGGAAUAGAAUUAUAUCUACUCUCUGAUACUGAACUCCCACUACAUAUCUUAUUGACUCAGGAACUAAUGAUAACCUCAUAUUUAAGAAACCUAAAUACAUCAUUGAAACGCUUUUAAUACUUCUUUAUGAUGAUAAUACUUCAUUUGCAUAUGGCAAUAUAGUACAACGAAAGUGGUCUAUUUUUUUAAUAGAAAUAUGAUCUAGUGCUGAAUGUUGUCAUUUGUUUUAGUUUGUAUUCAAGUGAUUUAAAAUGGGUGUUUCAGGGUUAACUAAGUUUAUAAACAAUCGUUCAUGUCGUUUACUACAGUACUAUGAGUUACAUGACACAUAUUUAAUAAUUGAUGGUUACAGUAUUUGUUGUCAAAUAUAUAAAUUAUAUGCAAAGUGUAAUUGUGCCUUUGGUGGUGAUUAUGAUAAAUACUAUCAAUCUGUAUCAGACUUUUUUGAUGACUUAUUAAAAUGUAAUGUAACACCAUUAGUCAUUCUCGAUGGAGCCUAUGAAAGUAAGAAAAUGAACACUAAAAUAAGAAGAGUACAAGAAAGGAUCAAUGCAGCAGCAACUUUCUGCCCUCAAAGUCAACAGAGCAUGACAUUUUUCCCUUUAUUUUUGACAGAAGUUUUUAUAAGUGUUUUAAAACAGAAGAAUAUACGUCAUAUACAAUGUUUAUUUGAAGCUGAUAGUACUAUAGCAUCUAUAGCAAGAAUUUUGAAUUGCCCUGUACUUAGUUAUGAUUCAGACUUUUAUAUAUAUGGAACAUUAUAUAUACCAUUUAAUACAUUAGAUAGUUAUGUGACCAAAAACACAAAUGGGAAAGGAUAUGUGAAAUGCUGUAAAAUUUAUAAAACCGAAUAUUUAUUAAAAUGUUUUAAAGGUUUAACAGAACCUGUGUUACCAUUGGCAGCAAUACUAUUAGGUAAUGAUUAUGUAAAAUUUGGUACAUUUAAAAAUUUUUUCUGCCACAUAAAAGUGCGAGGUACAUCAAAGAAUAAACAAAAUCUCCAACAACGUCGUAUAGAAGAAACCUUUAUUUGGUUGAGUAGAUAUACAUUGGAUAAUGCUAUUGCUGGAAUUUUAAGCAAACUGGCUAAAUCUAUACGACAACAUAUAUUGAAUAUAAUAGAGACCAAUAUAAAUACAUACACCAAUGGAUCUGCUGAAAUGCUUCUUCCAUUAGGUUUUUCAAAAGACUAUGUUACUCAAAUAAAUAUGCGUAAUGUAAAUAAAAUUUAUAAAUUUAAUGGAGAUAUCAACAACUUAACAUUUAUAGAAGAUACUUUUGAUACAAAUGAAAUUUACAUAAGUGAAGAAGAAGAAGAAGAAGAAGAAGAAAGUAAAAUAAUGAAUGUUGUUAAUGAAUCUGAACCAACGCCUACUAAUGCACUUAUUAGUAAUUUACCUACAUGGUUUGUAAGUGAAUAUCUUAUGGCUAAACAGCCACCAUAUUUUUUGGACUUGAUAAAUCAACGUUUAUAUAUUUGUGCUGUACAAUUAGAGGAUUAUAAUUAUCCUCCAAGCAUUACAGUAAGUUUAAAAAUUCUUGGUGUAAUAUUUGGACUUCUCAAAUCAGCAGUAAAGAAGAAAACACAGUAUAUGACCUAUAUAACCAGAAAUUCAAAAGGAAGAAUUGAACGUUAUGAAUUACAAUGUACAGACACUAUAUUUAAUUGUAAAAUUCCAUCAUUGUUUGAUCUCAGAAAAGUUCCAUUAGGUAUAAGAAGAGAGAUUUUUAAUCAUACAUUAGAGGUUUCAAACAUGGACCCUAUAAAUAAUUUUCCAUUGAAAUGGAAAUUAUAUAUAAUUUGUAUUAAAUAUUGGGUAAAACAACAAGAACCAUCUAGGCUAAUUAAUAGUUGUAUAUACUCUAUAAUUGUCUCUAUGUUAUUUCAUAUAAUAGAUUCUAAAAUUGGGAGAUAUAGAAGUUUGUAUAAUUUUCAACAUAAGUGUGGUCAAAAACUGAAGGAGAUACAAGAGAAAAGAAAAGCAGAUGAUUAUAAACCAAAUUAUUCAAUGGAUGUUACAAUUGAUGAAGCUUUUAAUGAAAUUGAUACUGAAGAUUGUAUAUUGGCAGCACAAUUCUUUACUUCUCAUUUUGAAAUGGAUCAAAAAUUGUAUGCAAACCCAAAAAAGUUUAAUAAACUUAUAGUUCAUGCGUUCGCGGAAUUUCAAAAUUGUUUGAAACAUGGUAUAGAAUUGAAUGCACUUCUAGGCAGGCCCUACUCACAUAUUGAAAUUGCUAAUUUCUAUAAUGGUACAUUAUUAUACAAUUUAUGUAACAAUUUUCAAACACGCGAUGACGUGGAAAGAUAUAUAAAUACUGUACUUGAAAAAUCCUCAAGUGUGUUAAGAUUUCUUAAUGUAUUUUUGUUGAAAAUAAAACUCUUGUUUUCAAUAGUUCAAGAAGGAAUUAAGUUUCGUAAAAAGCACAAAAAGCGUAAAUGUUCCAAACCUAAAACCACAGAUAAUGAUGACUUAGAAUAUUUUAGUGCUGAAGAGAAUUUGGAUGAACCAAAUUUUAUUGAUCCAAAUAAUCCAUUUUCUGCACUUAAUUUAACAUAACAUUUAUAUAGAUUUUAUAUUUUAUAUGCACAAAUAUCUUGUUUAAAUAUACAUAUGUACAGAC
Molecule: messenger RNA, 3089 nt
Organism: Megachile rotundata (alfalfa leafcutting bee)
Lineage: Eukaryota; Metazoa; Arthropoda; Insecta; Hymenoptera; Megachilidae
Gene: ast
Product: single-strand DNA endonuclease protein asteroid
Molecular function (GO): nuclease activity
Source: RefSeq, a predicted model, not a curated record